AUGACGACCGCGCGGCAGUGGUGGCAGCGCGCCACGGCGGCCGUCAAGGACAGGAGGAGCCUGUACCUGACGCGCGUGGCGGCGCUGCGGCCACGGCCGGCCGCCGCGGCGGCGGUGCUGAGGAGCCCCGAGCUGGAGUCGGCCGUGAUCCGCGCGACCAGCCACGACGAGCGGUCCGUGGACUACGGGAGCGCGGCGCGUGUCCUCGCGCUGGCGCGCGCGUCGCCUCCCGCGCUACAGCCGCUCAUGUGGGCGCUGGCGCGCCGCGCCGGGCGGACCCGGUGCUGGGCCGUGGCGCUCAAGGCGCUGAUGCUCGCGCACGGCCUGCUCCUGCGGUCCGACGCCGCGCCACGCGCGGCGCGCCACGCGCGGCGCGCCUCGGCCGCGUCCCCUUCGACCUCGCCGACUUCCGCGACCGCUCGUCGCCGCCGUCCAAGUCGUCGGGCUUCUCCGCCUUCGUGCGCGCCUACUUCCGCUUCCUCGACACCCGUUCCCUCUUCGCCGCGCAGGAGCUAG
Miscanthus lutarioriparius is the source of this 516-nucleotide messenger RNA. The record is from the annotation of a GenBank genome assembly. NCBI's taxonomy places the organism in Eukaryota, Viridiplantae, Streptophyta, Magnoliopsida, Poales, Poaceae.